Molecule: messenger RNA, 980 nt
Organism: Tricharina praecox
Lineage: Eukaryota; Fungi; Ascomycota; Pezizomycetes; Pezizales; Pyronemataceae
Exons: 2
Coding region: 149-835 (228 amino acids)
Source: RefSeq, a predicted model, not a curated record
GCUCGCUUGUUAGUCUAGGUUAACCUACACACUUAUACAUUACCCGCCACGCCGAUAAGAGCGAUCGAGCGAGCGAAAUAUUUUGCACAUCCAUACUCGCACACGCGACCUUGCCAUCCUUCCCGUCCUCAACGCACGCAACCAAACCAUGUCCUCCACGCCCGCCGGCACCACGCGCACGCGUAACGGCAGCACCAACCUCCGCCGCGACAUCCCACUCACGCUCUCGGUGUCCGAAAUCCUCAAAUCCUUCCCGUCACCACCCGGCACACCGUUACCCAGCCGGCCUGGCACCUCAUCUCCGCCGAGCGUGGGCGCACACAUCAGCGCGGCAGAGGCGGUGCACAGCUCGUGCACCGGUAUCCAGACGCAACUAGCGGCGGCCGAGGCAACGCUCAACCGCGCGCUGCGCUCGACUCGCCGGAGGAUCCUGGGCCGCCUUACGAGAUCACAGAGGGGUGAGGUCUAUGAUCGCCUCGCGGGCAUCGAUACGGAGCUUAGGAGGGUCCGCGGCCGCGUCAAGGGCGUGGAGGCGAGUUACCGCCGGCUGGUGGUGGUGGAUGCUGGGUUUGCGGGCGUGGAAGGGGCGAAGGAAGGGGCGAAGGGCGGAGGAAGCGAGCCCGCGAGCGUCCAGAGGCAGUGCGAACAGGGCAUCCGCGAGCUGAAGGCGCUCUAUGCGGAUUGCGAGAUGCAUUGGCGCCGCAUACGGAAGUCGUGGGAGGACUCGGCGGCGUGGGAGGCGAGAUCGACGUCCACGUCGGACAAGAAAGCCGCCACAGCCACAAACGGGAAUUCGCUGCAGUGUAUGAUGCCCGCCGGCGUGGCGCUGCGCUGACGAUGGUGAUGGUGAUGACGAGUGGGCGCUGAUUUUGGAAGGAAAUCGGGUUCUGUUUGGGCGGUCUGCUUCCAUGGCGAAAUGGAGUACCUACCUAUACAUACAUACAUCGCGAGCGACUGGUCCGGGACGACGAGACGACAAG